GAUUUUUAGAAGAUAAAACAUAAAUUUUCUUGUUAUUUUGAAAACUCUUCAUUAGCUAUUUCUAUGUAACAUUUCAAUCAGAUGCAAAACUCAUACACAGAUGCAAGAGACGCAUAGCGAUCAAGUAGCGAUUAUGUAAUCGGUAGGAACUAUCUUAAUGCUGAAAUCAUCGUCAACCUUGGAGCAAAUUUUUUUAUCAAAUUAGAUUAUUAAUAAUUGAUUUCUGAAAUGAAUCCAAAAAUAAUUGUUGUUAACCGUACUACAUGCGCAGUUACUGAUAUAACACAUCGUUAAUAUUACCGAGCGUUUCUCCCACUCUAGUGCCACUUCUGUCACAAUAAGAUUCGCUGUACGUAUACGUACUUAUAACGUUCUGUGCCGUGCCUGACGAAGCAUCUCUGUUGAGUCUAUUACACUGUGAUAUCGCAAGAUGGAUUGGUCGUGGUUUUCGACGCCUUUUGGGCUAUUACUGACCACUCUGAUCGUCAUCGUGGCCUCGAAAGUUAUCGCCAUGGUGUAUCGUAUGCAUUUCUACUGGAAAGGUAAGGGCAUACCUUACAUGUCAAAUUCGUUAUCGUCCAUCAUCAUGAGCUGGAAAAUGUUGACUGGUCGCUUGCAUUUCACCGAAUGGUGCGAUUAUUUAUACAAUUACCUCCCGAAUGCCAAGUACUUUGGAACAACGGAUUUUCUUACGCCUGUCAUACUUCUGCGCGACCCUGAGUUGAUCAAAGACACCAUGGUGAAGGACUUCGAGCACUUUCAAGAUCAUCGCGCGUUCGUUGAUGAGAAUCUGGAACCACUGCUUGGCAAAACCAUAUUCUUCAUGCACGGAGAUCGCUGGAAAGAAAUGCGGAAUGUACUGAGCCCUUCCUUUACCGCCAGCAAGAUGAAACAUAUGUUCGACUUGAUAUCGGAAUGCGCCCAUGAUUUCGCUAACUAUUUCGUCGAGCACCCGGAGCUCUGUUCCGAGGUCGAAUUGAAAGGGACUUUCAGGCGUUACACCAACGACGUGAUCGCCACAGCGGCCUUUGGUCUGAAGGUGAAUUCUAUGAAAGAGCAGGACAACGAGUUCUACAUGAGAGGAAUCGAGGCUGCCAACUUCUCGAAUGGAUUUCUCAUGAUUCUCAAGUUCAUACUUCUACGUUCGUUUCCGAGGUUCUCGAAAAUGAUCGGCCUGACAUUCUUCUCAAAGGAGACGUCCACAUUUUUUAGGAAGAUCGUAGCGGAUACCAUUAAAAUGCGAGAGGAAAAAGGUAUUGUCAGACCGGAUAUGAUUCAAUUGCUAAUGCAGGCUCGGGAGAAGGAAGGUACGAAUGUGCAGAUGACAUUGGACGGCAUCGUUUCGCAAGCCUUCAUCUUUUUCUUGGCUGGCUUUGACACGUCCUCGACGCUGAUGUGCUUCGUUGCGCACGAAUUGGCGGUACAUCAGGAUAUACAAGAUCGUCUACGCGAGGAGAUAAAGCAACAUCUCGCCGAAGGAAACGGCAAGAUAUCUUACGACUCGCUGUCGAAGAUGUCUUACAUGGACAUGGUAGUUUCCGAGGCUCUCAGAAAAUACUCUCCAGCCGUCUUUCUCGAUAGAGUUUGCACCAAGAAAUAUGAACUGCCUCCUGCACAACCAGGCUGUAAGAGUCUAACUAUUGAACCUGGUACCAUACUGUUAUACCCUGGUUACUCUCUACAACGUGAUCCAAAUUAUUUCCCGAAUCCGGAAAAGUUCGAUCCUGAAAGGUUCAGCGAUGAGAACAAAGACAAGAUUGUACCGUACUCUUAUCUGCCAUUCGGUUUGGGGCCUAGAAUGUGUAUUGGCAAUCGAUUCGCCCUUAUGGAGACAAAGAUUCUGCUAGCUCAUCUUUUACAAAAGUUUACUCUAAAGACUACGCCUAAGACGAUUGAACCAAUCGUAUUUAAUAAAAAGGAAUUUGCGUUGCAACCUGUCGGCGGAUUCUGGAUUCGUUUAGAAAAGAGAGAAACGUAAAAUUUUGUAUUACAUUCCGAAACAUGUUAUUUAUUAUAAGUAUAUGUUUGGAAAAAUAUCGCUUUAUUCUUAGCUUUCAAAAUAUUUGAUGUAUACAUCACUUUUGAAAAUAAUUGUGAUAAGAUUUAUUUGCAAUAUGUUAUGUCAUCGUAUAAGAUAAAGUAUAAUCAAAGUACUUGUUAAUAACGGAAAGAAAAAUUAAAUACCAAAUUAAUUUAUGGUAAACAUUUUGACUUGUAUAAAUUCUCGAGUCCGCUAACGCUAAUCAUUUUAAAUGACUUUUAUAACUGUAUCUAUUCUAUUUAUCAAGCAGCUUAGUAGAAACGACAUCAUUAGAUAGAGUUUAUAUAAUGCUUUAUAUAAAAGAAUGUCUUUUUUAGCGCGCAAACAUGUUUUAUAUUUUUUUAUUUUAAAGAUAAAUAUCUUUUUUGUAUCAGAUCAGAUUAUAUUAUUUGAAAUUUCGUAAAAUUGUGUGUUUUAAAUAAUAUUACAUAUUUAAGUAAAUAUAACAACAUGAUAACAGUUGAUGCAAUUCGCUAUUGCAUAUUACAUAUGUGCAUUUAUAACAUUUUUAUUGUUUUAGUUAAUCAAAGUAUUAAUAAUUUUUUUAAAUGCAUUCAAAUACUUGCAUAAAUAUAUCAAUUGUACAAAUGUUUAAUACGGACAUCAAAACAAUUAUGGCAUCAUAUUGAAUCUAUAUCAGUAUAGCUGUCAUUCGUUCAUAGCGAGAGCCUAAUAGCCAUUUAGCAGCACGACUGCCCAACCGACAAAAUUCUUAGUAUUUUGUAAAGAACAACAACGAUAAUAAAUUUGAAUAACAUAAAUUGGAAAAAAAUGCACGCAUAUAUUUCACAUUUCAGUACUUCUGCAUUAUCAUAAUAUCAUUGUACUCAGAAAUAUGUAGAUUCUCCGCUAAUAUCGGCAUCUUUCGAUAACUUAUUUAAAAAAAAAGUAGUUUCAGAAAAUUGUUCUUAUUUUAUGUAAAAGAUACAUCUCGGUCAGGAAAGAAUGUUUUAUUGAUAAAAUAUAUUUAGUACGAGACUUUAUACACAAUGCCUUUAAAUAAAAUAAAAUUGUAAACAAU
Molecule: messenger RNA, 3062 nt
Organism: Pogonomyrmex barbatus (red harvester ant)
Lineage: Eukaryota; Metazoa; Arthropoda; Insecta; Hymenoptera; Formicidae
Product: cytochrome P450 9e2 pseudogene
Source: RefSeq, a predicted model, not a curated record